Messenger RNA from Yamadazyma tenuis ATCC 10573, 2491 nucleotides. Lineage: Eukaryota; Fungi; Ascomycota; Pichiomycetes; Serinales; Debaryomycetaceae. The record is from RefSeq and is a predicted model, not a curated record.
AGAAUGAUAUGCAAAUUGAUACUUCAGGACUACGCGUGGAAGUUGAUAAUAGAACUGCUAGCUAUACAUCUGUUCAUUCUCUGGAUGGUGAACUAAUAAUUGCUUGCAGUGAUAUGACAAUUGUGGAAGAAGACCUCACAGACCAUGCCCUCAAACAUAUAGAGGCAUUCAAGCCUAGUACAGUAGUUUUGGACUGCAAUCUAUCGUUGAAGACUAUUAAUAACGUAUUGGCACACGUCCAAAUAUCCAGUGGUCGAAUCAUAAUAGAGCCAACCUCUUUGGUCAAAUCAAGAAAAAUUGGAAGCUUGAACCAUCCUGUUGACUUGAUUACCCCCACAGUCAAUGAAAUGAACGCUAUUUAUGAGUCAAUUGACCAAAACGGCAGGUUUAACGACGAUUGGUUUGAAGUUAUAGACACUUUGAAACUCGAUGAUAUCCAAAGAUUCAUUCUAAAAGGUAAGCUUUUAGAGCUCUACAAUGAAGGUAUAAUACAAAAAUGCUUCAGAAUCCUUCCAUUUGCAAGAAAUAUCCUAUUGAAGCUCGGAAAGCAUGGCGUUUUGACACUUGGCCAAACAAAAGAGAGUAUAUUUAUGGCUGCAAGAAAAUCGCAAAUUCAAACCGCAAACUUCUACAUUGACUACUAUCCAGUUCCUCCAGAGAAUGAAAACUUAGAAAUCGUCAACAUGACAGGUGCGGGAGAUUCAAUGCUUGGAUACCUCAUCAGCCACUACCGGACUUUGGAUAAAGAAAAGCUUAUGAGGAACUGCCAGCUUGCCAGUGGUCUCUCCAUUUCGCACGCUGAAGCCAUCAAUCCUCACCUUAAAAAUAUCCAAUGAACAAGCACCACUGAAGUGGAAUAACGUGUAGCAUAUAAUAGAAAGAAACAGGGAAUGGUUCAAUUCUUGCAAAGCUUAAAAUAAAGUGAAAACUCUUUUCGGUGCGACAAAUAGGAACUGGCGAUUUGAUAAUCAUGUUCAAGGCAUUCAGAAGCUUCAAUACGAAUGUCAAGGUCUUUACUGGCGUUGCCGGUGCUUUGGUGGGUGUACAGGCCCUUAGUGUAUACAAUCCUAUAUACUUAGAAAACUUAAAGUCCGUUUUGGUUGAUAACAGUAUCGAUCCGUUUCCUACGAAGCUCUCCAAUUAUCUGAUGUUAGGCCACGGUGUGAGAUCAGUUACAUUCAUCGGCUUCAAAGUGUAUGGUGCUGCUAUUUACGUCAAGGACUCGGACAAAUCAAAGGUCAAAAGUAUUGUCAGUGAAAGAGGUUUUGAAAAAUUAGAAGAUGUUGAAGAGUCAACCGAAUUGAUCUCAAAAAUAUGUGACAGUGUUGACUUCAAAGUACGUAUUUGUCCUGUCAGAAACACUGAUUUCAACCACUUGAGAGACGGAUUUGUUAAGCUGAUUUUGUCGAACCCAUUAUCGAAGAAUAAUGCUGCUGUUGGAGCUGGUUUAGACGAGUUGAGAACUCUUUUCAAAGGAUUCAAAGGAUCUGUACCUAAAAAUCACAUUUUGUUGUUACAAACAGAUAAAGGCAAGUUAACCUUCACUUACGAAAAUACCAAGACUGGAGAGAUCAAGGUCUUGGGAACGGUCAACGAGCCAUUGGUGAGUAAAUUGUUACUCAUUAGUUAUCUUUCCAGUAGAAAGCCUCUUAGUGAACCUUUGAGAAAGAGUUGUGUGGAAGGAAUCAAGAAUUUGUAAAUAGUAACUUAAACCGUUCAUCCAAAAUGUAUUUAUUGUAAAAAGCUAAUGUACGGAAAAAAAUGUAUGUGGAAUGUCAAGGGUUUACAUAAUAAUGGCCUCCUUUUCAACGUUAGAACUAAUAGACUUGUGAGGCAAGACCUUGGCACCGUUGACAUAGAUUCCUUCUUUCACUUCAACGUCAUCACCCAAGACAGUAACACCUUCAGUUCUGGCCCAUUUACCGAUUCUGGAGUUCCAUCCAACAAUGGUGGACUUAACCCAAGCAUGGCCAUGGACAACUGAGUUAGCCAAUAAUACGGAUCUUUGAAUUCUGGCACCCUCACCAACAACUACAUUUGGCCCAAUAGUGACAUUAGGACCGAUUAAAGCAGAUGGGUGGAUCUUGGCAGUUGGGUCAAUCAAAACAUUUCCUCCGUAGACAAACUUCUCGUUAGAUAACUUUUCUGGUUGUCUCUUAGACAACGAGUUCAAGUAGAGACAAGUACCGGACAAAAAGUCCUUUGGUUGACCGACAUCCAUCCAGUAACCUUCCAAAUCGAAAGAGUAUAAUUGUUUCUCUUCAACCAAGAUUGGGAAAGUUUCCUUUUCGAUAGAAGUUGGCUUCAAGUCAAUCAAAUCGAUGACUUCUGGGUUCAAGAUGUACAAACCAGCAUUAAUUCUGUUACCAACAAAUUCGACUGGCUUUUCAACAAAUCUGUCAAUCAAGUUAGGAGUAUCUCUGUCAUGAACAAUAACCCCGUAUUUAGAAGGUUCAUCGACUUUGGUAGCGACAAUAGUACCUUUACCACC